Molecule: messenger RNA, 800 nt
Organism: Salvia splendens (bonfire salvia)
Lineage: Eukaryota; Viridiplantae; Streptophyta; Magnoliopsida; Lamiales; Lamiaceae
Product: multiprotein-bridging factor 1a
Exons: 4
Coding region: 136-555 (139 amino acids)
Cellular component (GO): nucleus
Molecular function (GO): DNA binding
Source: RefSeq, a predicted model, not a curated record
CACCAAAACACCGUUUCCAAACAGAUACUUGCGAAGCAUUUCUCCUAUAUAUAUAAACCCUUUAUAGAGCUUAAAGAUCCCAAAAAUUCUCCUUUAUCUUCUUCAUCGAUUAACAGAGCUUCCGAAUUGAAAAAAAUGUCAGGAUUCACACAGGAUUGGGAGCCGGUAGUCAUCCGCAAGAAGGCGCCGACCUCCGCUGCUCGCAAGGACGAGAAAGCCGUCAACGCCGCCCGCCGCGCCGGAGCUGAGAUCGAAACCGUCAGAAAGGCAACUGCUGGGUCGAACAGAUCUGCUUCCAGUAGUACCUCAUUGAAUACCAGGAAGCUUGAUGAAGAUACAGAAAAUCUUACUCAUGAAAAGGUUCCGACUGAAUUAAAGAAGGCGAUCAUGCAGGCUCGAAUGGAUAAGAAACUCACACAAGCUCAACUUGCUCAGAUUAUAAACGAGAAACCCCAGAUCAUACAGGAAUACGAAUCUGGAAAAGCAAUUCCCAAUCAGCAGAUCAUAUCCAAACUGGAGAGGGCUCUUGGUGCGAAACUGCGCGGAAAGAAAUAAUACAACGGGGUGUAAAUUAGCCUCUAUCAUCUUUCUAUUCGAGUGUUUCGAACGCAUAUCAAGAUACUAAAGAAUAGGUUUGCCUGCCCUUCUGAAACAUGCUUACUUCUAAAUGAGGCACCCUUAGAUCUGAAAACUUGAUUAUCUCAAUUAUCUUGAAAAAUAUGUGGUGGUUGUGUUAUAAUAAACAGCUUGUGUUUUUAUUGCAUCGGAAAUGGUAAAUUGUGUCUCGGGUUGUUAUUGUA